CACAGAGUGAAAUCUUUUCCGCAGCAGGAUGGCAGGGAGAAGGAUUACUCCUAUUUUAGACUCUUCAUCCAAGUGUCCCAGGGUUCAAAACCGAAGGAGAGUGUAAGAGUCAAAUGGAGACAGACAAGUGACUUUGUGAGGUUUAAUGUCUUCUGAGGAGUGUCAGCAUGACCCUUCAAUGUAAAGCACUCCUGCUAGUCUUUGGUUUUUCGCUAUAUGGUACUCUAUCUGCUGUAUCCCUAAAUAAAGACGGCAGAUCCCACUCUUGGACCAACACUGACAAAGUCACAAAGCCAGCUAGCAGCCCACCAUGGACGCCCCGGUCCAACAAAAUGGAGGUGACUGCUCCAACCAUCCUCAAUUUAUUCCCAAAUGUAUUACAGUCAGAGGAGACUAGCAAAGACCUUGAGGGUCCAGAGGUCUCUAUGGAUGACGAUGGUUUGUCAAGACAUUCUGCUUCAAGAACACCAUGGACCAAGACUUUCACUGAGACUGAUAUUCCUUCAGACAUCCAGCAGGAUGAAGAGGCACCUCAAAUGGAAGCAUCCGAUUGGCCUGAUCUUAGCAGACAGGGCCGUACUGACCAAUCAUCUGAAACAUCUUCAUUUACAACACUGCAGCCUUCAACUUACCCAAACUCUCAGAUGUGGAGUAUAGAGUUUAAGACACCUAUAAUUUGGAAUACAGAGACAUAUAUGUCUCAAGCUGGGCAGAGUACAUCUGAAAAGAGAUUUAGCACUUACCAGACACUUUGGAAGUCCUCAAGUACCGCUCAGAUGCCAUAUGCCAGAGAAACUUUAGAUGGUACCAAUUUGCCAAGAGGGUUGACAGACUAUCUGUGGUCAUCUGAGGAAACAAAGGAUUUGACAGAUGCCCUUACAGUUAGUCUGAAUUUGACAAGACAUGACACUAGAAGAGAGGACGGUGUGAAAACUGAGGCAGUAGACCGAAUGACAAUGGAGCAAAAUGUGCAAACGACCGCCACUGUGAUCAAGGUCACUGAAACACAUCCUCCAGCGUCUCCAGCUGCAGACUGGCAUGAGUCCACCACAGACUGCAACCUGGUUGCCAAUGGGAUCUCUCAGCCCUCUGACUCUUUCAGGAAUCAUGCUUCAACUAACAACACUCUGUCAACUCCACCCCCUGUUUCUGAAACCACCCCCCCUGGAAUCAUAACCCCACCCAUCGAUGCUCUGACUCCACCUCUACUGGUCCCUCUGCUUACUGACUGGAACGCCGCUAUGGCGACAUGGGGCCUUGCAUGGGAGUUGCAGGUUUACGGUCUCGGUUGCGUGUUCUUGCUCGUGGCUGCACUGUCUGCGCUAAGCCUGAUGUGUCUGCCCUUGCGUUGGCCACCUGGCUGCGCCCACUUCAGCCUUCUCCACUUCCUCCAACUUCUGACCGGUUCCAGUCGCGCUCUGUGGCUGCUCUACGACCCAUAUGGCCAACAAGAGCGCCUCCCGGUUGCCUGGGCGCGACUGCUGCACGAAGCCGCCUAUCCUUGUCUUACGGCAGCAUUUGGAUUGCUGUUGCUACUGCUUACCAUGCGCUCCUGCACACAGAUACUGUCCCAAAACACCCUACAGCGCAGCUCCUUCCUGUUGGCUGCACUGGUGCUGCUGCAUGUCACCGCCGUGAUGGUUUCCAUGGCGAUACUGCAGCUGUUUCCCACCCUCCAAGUUGUGCCUCUGAUUCCGCCUGUAGCCUUCUGUUUGAUGUCCACUCUCUUGUCACUCAUGUACCUGCUUUUGUACUUCUGCGCCCACGUGGAUACCAAGCACAUCUACCGGCUUAGCGAGAAUUCGCCGGAGCAUCCGGCAUGCCACGCCAGCCGAUGUCCAUUCACAGAGGCACGUAUGUGGGAAAGGGCGGCCAGGGCGGGAGUGUUCUCUGCCCUAUUUCUUCUAGCAUGUGCCGGCCUAAGAAUCUACGCCAUGCUGAAUGCAAGAGGACUUAACAAUGCCGCCGUGAUCGGCCUGAUGCCGUGGCCCUGGUGGGGUUUUCAGCUCAGCUGCAGAGUGUGUGAAGCUGGCAUGUGUCUCACUCUUGCUCUCGCAAUCACUCACCCGCUUCUUUGUUGUGGAAUGCCCCUUUCUAAACCUGGUGGCUGUUGCUGGCUCUUCGAAAAGUCACCAACAGAGGGCGCCAUAUCCACAGCCAAACCCUCCAUUCUCUCUAGUCGCUGUGGUUGGUCAAUACGGCCUGCAGAGAGUAUCGUACGGCAGGAAAGUGAAAGUGUGCCACUCUACACCCUGGUGGAGUUACCACAUAGUGAAUCCGAUGGUUUGGAUCUCCACUAUCCCAGCAGCCCUCAACGUGAGCAUCCCAUACAGAUCACGCAAACCACAAAGCUUGCAAGCUUGGAUGGCGACUCCACGGUGGAUCUGCGGCCUCCUUCGCCCAUUGACCUGCGACGGAGCAUUGACGAGGCAUUGAACAGUGAGGCUCUGUUCCAGCAUAGCCUCUUUGGCUCUUCCAGGCUCUCUCUCAGCACACGUGGGCCUCCAGACGGACAGCCCUGCUGGGGAGACUCCACUGAACCCAACUUGUACCGCACUGCCUCAUGUGGGGAUGUGGACCCUAGUACUGUGCCCAAUCGACCCAAGCAAUGGGGCACUAUAGCAGGGAGACCAUCGCUCACUCACGACGCAGUGUAUUGCAGUGGGUUAAAUUUGAUACAACAGUCUCAGAGCAGUCUCCACCAGGGCUCUCACACAUGCCAGCAACUCCACAAAUGGUACACAACCUUGGGCUCUACUUCUUCCAGAGAGAGCCUAGAUGUAGAGACGCGUUCUCGUGCUGAUGAGCUCGCCGUUCAUGCAGAAUUCAUUAACGCUUGCAGGCAGAUAGAUGCCUUCAGUGUCUGCAGUGAAACAAUUGACUUAUAAGACA
Messenger RNA from Myxocyprinus asiaticus (Chinese sucker), 2892 nucleotides. RefSeq names its product proline-rich transmembrane protein 4-like. The record is from RefSeq and is a predicted model, not a curated record. Lineage: Eukaryota; Metazoa; Chordata; Actinopteri; Cypriniformes; Catostomidae. The transcript is spliced from 4 exons. The coding region runs from base 168 to 2888 and encodes 906 amino acids.